UGAGUCGUAUUUGGGCGGCUAGUGCUUGUAGUUGUAGCAGUUCCAUUUUCAAAUAAUAAAAAGAAAGAACUUUUGUCUUCGUCUUCGGUCUCCCUCGAUUCUCAAAUAGGUCAAACUUUAAUCCUCACUUAAUGGCUUCCGUCUCCAUCUUUUCCCCGUCCUUCUCAUCCCUUUUUAAAUGCUCCCGUCCUCAAUUUUCCCCACAACCGUUGUUUUUUCUUUUGCUUUUGCACCCAUUGAAUUGGAAGAAGACAUGGAAAAUGUGGUUGAUGUUUUGAUUGUGGGAGCUGGAAUCAGUGGUCUCACUACUGCAUUGGGACUUCACAGAUUGGGUAUCCGAAGCUUGGUUUUGGAGUCAUCGGAUGAUUUGAGAGUCACUGGAUAUGCCUUGUCCUUGUGGACGAAUGGUUGGAAGGCGUUGGAUGCCGUUGGAAUUGGUGAUUCACUUAGGCAAAACCAUGACCAACUUGACGGGAUUAUUACUACAUCAAUGAUUUCAGGGGAUAAAACAUCAGAGCUUUUGUUUCCAGCCCCAGAAGAAGGUGGAGUCCGCUGUGUGAGAAGAAAGUUUUUGCUGGAAUGUCUGGCCAAGGCACUUCCAAGUGGAACCAUCAAAUUCUCCUCCAAGGUGGUUGCCAUUGAGGAGUCUGGUUUGCUUAAACUUGUGCAUCUUGUUGAUGGAACCUCAAUCAAGACUAAAGUAAACUGUGCCUCCUCUCUUCUCUUAUUUCUCAGAUAUGAUCUAUCUUCUGUAUUGAUUUGGUUUAUUUCAAUACUACUUGAUUUGAUUGAAAAGGUGCUAAUAGGAUGUGAUGGGGUCAAAUCAGUGGUGGCAAAAUGGCUAGGCUUCAAGGCACCAGCCUUCACAGGGAGAUGUGCUGUGAGAGGCUGUUUACAGCUUGACUCCAACCAUUAUUUUGAACGAAAGAUGAGCCAAUAUGCCGGUGAGGGAGUUCGAGCUGGUAUCAUCCCUUGUGAUGAUAAGACUCUUUAUUGGUUUUUCACUUGGACCCCCUCAGCUGAAGUGAAGGAAAUGAAAAGGAAUCCUGUAAAACUGAAACAACUUGUGUUAAGCAUGCUUGGAGAGAUACCUGAGGCAGCAAGGGUUGUGAUAGAAGAAACCGAUGUGAGUUGUUUUCAACCAGCAGCAUUGCAAUACAGAUCUCCAUGGGAGCUCAUGUUGGGCAACAUUGUAAAAGGCAAUGUAUGUGUGGCUGGUGAUGCAUUGCACCCAAUGACUCCAGACUUAGGCCAAGGUGGGUGUGCUGCUUUGGAAGAUGGGGUAAUUUUAGCCAGAUGUGUUGCAGAAGCCCUGCUGAAGAAACCGAGCAGCCAGGUGGGGGAGAAGGCAGAAAGAGAGCAGCAAAAGCAGGUCGAGAUGGGGCUGAAGAAGUAUGCCGCAGAGAGGAAAUGGAGGAGCAUCGAGCUGAUCAGCACAGCUUAUAUGGUGGGUAGGAUGCAACAGAGCAGUGGGGUGUUUGCUAAGUUUAUUAGGGAUAAGAUUUUGUCUAAGUUUCUGGUGGGACUCUUACUUAGAAAUGCAAAAUUUGACUGUGGGAAACUGACCCCUUCUUUGUAGGGUAAACCACUCUCGUAGUCGCUGCUUUUCUUUUGGGAAAAAUUACAGUUUGUUGAUAAGUUAGAAUAAUGGCAAGCGCUGAAGUUUGCUGGUGUGCAAAUAUAUAGAAAGAAAGAUAGCAAUCUCAUUGAUCAUCUUUGUUGUAAGAUAGUUGCCUUUUGGAUAAUUAUUAAUAAAAUAAUGGCAGGUGAAGGCUCUUGCUUGUGAGGAGAUUUUGAUAAACAA
Cucumis sativus (cucumber) is the source of this 1804-nucleotide messenger RNA. Its product is annotated as monooxygenase 2. The coding region runs from base 179 to 1579 and encodes 466 amino acids. The transcript is spliced from 5 exons. Gene Ontology annotation, molecular function: FAD binding. Lineage: Eukaryota; Viridiplantae; Streptophyta; Magnoliopsida; Cucurbitales; Cucurbitaceae. The record is from RefSeq and is a predicted model, not a curated record.